UCCUUCUUUUUGCCCAUCAACGACCAGUCUUUGGUCCCAUUGGUGGACUGGACAAGGGGAGGGAUUUAUAAUCCCCUGACGCUGGUUUUUUUUGUUUUGUUUAGCUGGAGUUUAAACUUUGCUACACAGCGGAAGAAGGUUUCGGGGCAGAGGGACCCAAGUGAGACAGGAGGAGAAAAACGAAGCCAGAGAGGCCACCAUCAAGUUGGAAUAAAGGCCGCUUGGCAAAAGCCACAUUGAAGGAGGCCGAAGUCACCAACACACGGCUGGGACAUGACUGCCACCAGCCUUGACAGCAUGGAGCUGCUGGACCUCCUCUUUGAUCGGCAGGAUGGGGUCCUUCGCAGUGUGGAGAUUGGGUCAACGGCGACAGCUUGGAUGGGACCAGAAGACAGUUGUUUGCUGAAAGCUCAAGAGAACGAGGAUUUCAUCAAUUCUAUCUUGGGGGCCCCAGAUGCCACCCUUGACUCCCCGAGCUGGUCCCCGGCGGCCAGCGACAGCGGCCUCUCUGAGGACCCCAGCUCUGACCAACUGGACAGCCCCCCUCACUAUGUGCCGACGGGCAGCCCUGGGACCUACUCUGACGGAGGCUCGCACAGUGACCUGGCUUACCGUUCCUACCUCCUGGUUCCGAAAGGGCCGGGUGCUGAGCUGAGAGAAGCGGAGGUGUCUAUAGACUUCAAUAUGUGGGAGGCAGGAUUUUACCCAGAGGAGCGGCAGGAACAAGCCGCCCCCCAGCUGAAUUCGUGCACCCUGACCAUAAAGGACCUCCUGUUGUCAAACAGCUGUGAGAUGCACCAGCAAGGCAUGAACCCCUCGCUGUUGAGACAAACCCCAGGGACCUGCCAGGAACUGGUCCUGACCGAGGAUGAGAAGAAGCUAUUGGCCAAGGAAGGAGUGACUCUACCCACCCAGCUGCCUCUCACCAAGUAUGAGGAGAGAGUCCUCAAGAAGAUUCGCCGAAAGAUCCGGAACAAGCAGUCGGCGCAGGAAAGUCGGAAGAAGAAGAAAGAGUAUAUUGAUGGACUGGAGAGCCGGAUGUCCGCCUGCACAGCUCAGAACCAGGAGUUGCAAAGGAAGGUCGUUCACUUGGAGAAGCAGAACUUGUCCCUCCUGCAGCAACUGAAGAAACUCCAAGGACUGGUGAUGCAGUCAAGCGGCAAGGCAGCCCAAACAGGCACUUGCGUUGCGGUCCUGCUGCUUUCCUUUGCCCUGAUCGUCUUCCCCUCCAUCAGACCUUUCACUCACAACAAAGCAGAGUUGGAAGGAGACUUCAUACCUGUGAGAGUUUUUUCCAGGUCCCUCAACAACGAUGCUUCUUCCAGGGUUGCCUACCCCAUGGCAAAGGAAGCCGACCAGAGCUCCAUGGAGCCUGAGAAACCCCUCUGGACCAAAUACGCCCACAAAGGCCACACGGAGCAGGAUGAAACCCUCAAAAACCUGGUCAUUAGGCACCACGUCUUGUCAAGGCACCACGACGCAGGAGAGGCUGUGGUGAGCAACAGCACCGAGCCUUUGCACGAGGUCACCUACUCGCACUUGGAGGGACUUGAAGGCCCCAGGGAACACAGCUUGGCAUCCACGGCCUGGGCAGAGUCUGGCCAGCCCAGCAAGGGGGUCUUGGAGCAGGCCGACGAGUUGUGACCCUCUCUUCCUGCUGCUCUCCCCUGUAUGGCAUUUGGAGACUUAAUAGGGGGUGGUUAUGUGGGACAGGGCUGGAUGUGUGUGGACCAAACUGCUUCUUUCCCACUGAGCAGGGAGGGGGAAAGGCAUGACGGUGCUGUUUGCAAGAGAGCAAGUGAAAAGUGUAAAGAGGGUGGCCUGCUUUCUUCUCGCCCUCUCCGUGAUAAGCCUCAGAAAAGCCCAACUCCCUACCCCCAGUGCCUGCAGUCAGCAGCGGGCCUCAUUGAAUUUGCUGCCAAGAAGUGUGGUGGAGUCUCCUUCUUUGGAGGUCUUUAAGAAGAGGCUUGACAGGCAUAUGUCAAGAAUGCUUUGAUGGUGUUUCCUGCUUGGCAGGGGGUUGGACUGGAUGGCCCUUGUGGUCUCUUCCAACUCUAUGAUUCAUGCAGAGGGUCUCAGCCUAAGGCUCAUUGAGUCCAUCCUUCCUCUGCCCACUGGACACCUCACUAAGCAAUUCCUCCUCUGUUUUAGAGGUUAUGUCCGACAUUGCCCACAUGUUUUCGAGUAUAUUUCUUUGCAGCCAUGAGGGCUAGAAACUCCCAAAUGAAAGCUUGGUUAGGCAGGGAAAGGAAGUGAUUUUCGUCCUGUCCUGGGUUUGUCUCAAACAGUGCUGUUCCUGUUCUGCUACAGUUAGGCUUCUAGGGGAAAAAAACCCAUGUUGUUUCUUUCGCUAUUUGCUGUAGCCUGGAAGUAAUGAAUUGUGUAAUUAAUCACAACGGAAGGGAAGCAUCAGAAGAAAAUUAUUUAUGUGAUGUUUGUGGACUAAAAAAAUAAUAAUUCAUUGCAAAUACCACUUGUAUGGGAAAUAAUUUAUAAUGAAUUGGAAAAGAAUAUUUAAAAGUACAUUUCCAAAAAAAAAACCCAGUCCUUUUUGUUGGGGAUAAUUCAGAUGGAAAUUCUCAGUUGUCAAGAAAGACAUGCCACUACUGCUGCCCGUGUUUUGUUAGCCCAAAAAUGGAAAAUGAGUGAGGUCCCAACUAAAGAAGAAUGGCAACUUAAACUGAUGGAAUAUGUGCAGCUUGCGGACCUAACAUAUAGAAUAAGAGAAGAAGAAGAACAUAUGUUUAGAGAUUGGAAAAAGUUUACUGAAUAUAUGGGGGGAAAUUGUGUAUACUUGGAAACGCUGGCAGCAUUAAGAUAAAUUCAACAGUGUAAAUAAGUUUUAAUGGAUAUAAUAAUGGAAUAGUGAAUGAUAUGGUUUCUGUAAAAUAUGCAAGGAUUUAUGAUAUGUAAAAUGAACCAUGGAAAGAGAAGAAGGGAAGACACUGACAUUUUAAGGUUGUUUAAUGAAUAUUUUAAAUUGUAAAAUAGAAAACUUAAUAAAAAUUAUUUAAAAAGAGCAAAAUACCACUUGUAUUAGCU
Molecule: messenger RNA, 3042 nt
Organism: Zootoca vivipara (common lizard)
Lineage: Eukaryota; Metazoa; Chordata; Lepidosauria; Squamata; Lacertidae
Gene: CREB3L3
Product: cAMP responsive element binding protein 3 like 3
Biological process (GO): regulation of transcription by RNA polymerase II
Cellular component (GO): nucleus
Molecular function (GO): RNA polymerase II cis-regulatory region sequence-specific DNA binding; DNA-binding transcription factor activity, RNA polymerase II-specific
Source: RefSeq, a predicted model, not a curated record